AAGUCGUUUACUUCGUAGUCGAACAAACCGUUUUGGUGAGGAAUUUUUUAAAAUCUUUAGUAAACAAUUAAACGUAAGUCCCAGAAUAAGUUACUUUGCCAUUCAUUACACAACGUGUUUUUGUAAGCUUUGUUUUCUGUCAAUCCGAGCAACUCCGGUGACACCGGUCAUAUAAACUGAUUAUUAACACGGGAUGCAUCCUACAACUUUCGCUAAACACCUCUAACGUUAUAUGGCCUAAAGACUAGAUUUUUAGACACAAGACAGUCGCUUUUUUUAUUUUUUUACAUUUUUUCGUACAUUCUCAGAUAUCCUAUUUAAACAAGAAGACAUCCAAGCUCAAGGUUGACGUGGAGACUCAUGGAUUCAGAGGUAUCUCUCAUGCUGCACUGUGCUCCAUUACAGGCUCUUGAAGAACAUCAAACACAUGUAGAAAUUUCAGACAGAUUCAAUCGUCAAAGCUUUCCUGAGAUUGAAGAGCACAUUGAAGCCGUUUGGAGAGACAGAGUCACUAAAGAACCGUGGCUCUUCAACGGGGCUAAAUUUAGAUUACAUUCAGCAGUGCUCUCUAUCAACCCUCACCCGACAAACAGCCCCGAAGGGUCAACAGAUGCACGCAAACAGUGCACCAGCUUGGAAAAAGGACACUUGGGAGAACAGGCUGUCCACAACCCAGUGCAUAAACACAGACCCUCAGACAAAGUUGAAAAGGAUGAGCAAUCUUAUGUCCUAAAAUUACAGUUAGGUGCGACUUGCUAUAAAGACUACAUUGGUACUAACUGGUCACAAAAGGCAGAAAAGCUCCAGACACGUGGUGAGGCCGAAUGUGCGGAUCCUCAGGCCUUCCUCGCACAGCCUCUGGGUGUGGGUGCUGUCGUGGCAACAUCAGAUGGAGAGAUUGUCCUGCUGAGGAGAAGUCAGAAAGUGGCAGAGGCAGCAGGUCUGUUAGACAUACCCGGUGGCCACCCAGAACCAAAGAUGGUGUGUCAGGGGGUCAGUGAGAAGAUGAUAAGUGUUGACCUUCUUCAGGGUAAGGAGAGGGCCAUAGUUUCAGAGAUCUUCUCCUCUGUGUGUGUUGAGAUCAGUGAUGAGGUGAACCUUCCCCUAAGUUCCCUAAGCAAACCGUUGUUGAUGGGAAUAGCACUAAACCACACAAGUGCGGGCCGACCCAGUGCUGAGUUUUAUGUUCGGUGCUCUUUGACAACAGAGGAAGUGAGAGAGUCUUACAGACGUGGUGGUCCCGAGGCCCAUGAAUCCACUGAUAUUUUAUUUCUUAGUCGUGCGGAAUUGCUACAGUUAAACGAGAGCUCCCCCCUGUGGUCACAGAUGUGUCCUUCAGCGAAGGGUGCUGUACUGUUGUAUCAGAGAGUGAUGCCUGUCACUAAAUUUACUGAUGCACAUCAAACUCUGAGGAACUGCACAGGCAGCUGUACAAAGUUAAGUGAUAACAUCACAUAAUACAG
This is a messenger RNA of Triplophysa rosa, 1463 nucleotides long. RefSeq names its product nudix (nucleoside diphosphate linked moiety X)-type motif 22 (gene nudt22). NCBI's taxonomy places the organism in Eukaryota, Metazoa, Chordata, Actinopteri, Cypriniformes, Nemacheilidae. Bases 361 to 1458 code for a protein of 365 amino acids. The record is from RefSeq and is a predicted model, not a curated record. Gene Ontology annotation, molecular function: GDP-mannose hydrolase activity. The transcript has 6 exons.